This is a messenger RNA of Rhododendron vialii, 1252 nucleotides long. RefSeq lists its product as uncharacterized. The transcript is spliced from 2 exons. The record is from RefSeq and is a predicted model, not a curated record. NCBI's taxonomy places the organism in Eukaryota, Viridiplantae, Streptophyta, Magnoliopsida, Ericales, Ericaceae. Bases 534 to 1028 code for a protein of 164 amino acids.
UUCUCGUGAAGUUCACAAAAUUAGCGAAUGAUCACGCGUAAUUGCGUAGCACAUCGCGACGCCUUGGAGCACCCAAUAAAAUAAAUUUUCCUCUGAAACCAAAUGAUUGCUUCCUCUCUCUCUCCCCCUCUACAAAUACUAUACAACUUUCUUUAUUCAAUCCUCCUCCUCCUCCUCCUCCUCCCCUCUCUUCUCUCUCUCUCUCUAGUGGAUAGUUGUUUAUGAGAAACCGAAAGCACCCCCCACUUGGUUCUUUCUUUCAUGAGAAUUGAUAUAACGAGAUUGAUACUCUCUUUUCAAUCAAAAAGAAAAGAUUAAAGGUUGAUCCUCGUUCAGAGAUUUGUCUUUAUCUGAAAUGUAUUUGAUGUACAAAUUUUUUAUUCCGGAAGAAACCAAGGUUGAAGAAAGAGAGUGGGAAAAAGAGAGAUAACACAAGCCAAGGAAGAAAAAAAACAUACCAAACUCACGAGUAGAUCGAUCGUAAGAUACGAAAAUCAAAUUUGUUUUUCCUCUGCUUCUGCUGGGUUUGGACGAUGUCUGCAACGGUUAUAAGCGACGCGAUGGUGAUGUCUGCAGCGGAACCACAACCUGUUACGACGAAACUCUGUGAUCAAAUUGAAGUCAUGUACGUCAAAUGCGAUUGUUGCGGAUUAACAGAGGAGUGCACGAUCACGUACAUCGAACGGAUUCGCGAGCGGUAUCAGGGGAAAUGGAUCUGCGGCCUGUGUGCGGAGGCGGUGAAGGACGAGAUCGUGAGGUGCGAGAGGCUUAUCAGCACCGAAGACGCCAUGAACCGGCACAUGAAUUUUUGCAAGAAGUUCAAUUCUGCCGGGCCGCCGGCGAACCCUGAAGUUCAUUUGAUUUCGGCGAUGAGGCAGAUUCUGAGGCGAAGCUUGGAUUCUCCGAGAUCGGUGAGGUCGAUGCCGAGUAGUCCGAUGAAGAUUGGCGGAGGGAUUGAGCGUGCGGGGCUUGCGCGAUCGGAAAGCUGUUUUGCUACUCUGUCUCUGGUGGAAGAACACAACGAGUGAUUUGCGUAAGCUGAUCCGCACAACUGAGCUAGUAUAAUAAAAAGAACGCGAUGAAUGAGAAGGGAAGGAGAAAAGCAGGAACCGUAAGUUUGAUGUAACUUGGAAAUAAAAGUAAAAAAAAAAAGGUUGUUAGAUGGUUACUCUAGUAUAAUACUUUGAAGAGCAGUACAGUUGUAGUCUAGAAUUGUUAUGUGAAACUGGAAUUUAUUGCUUUCGGUUUUGCA